CGCCGGAGGACCAGCCGGAAAACACCAGGAAACAUCAAACACACCCGUUCCCUUCCAUAAAACCACCUGACCUGACAGACCCGUCCACCGUCCAUCCGUAUUCCCGUCACGCCCCCAACACCCCCACAACCCGAAGCAGCGAAAGCUCCCCUAACCCUCUCCGCGCAUCCGAUCGCAAGGAAGAAGAGGGAGAUGAGCUACUACGGGCAGCAGCCCCCCGUCGGCGUCCCGCCGCAGCAAGGCUACCCGGGCAAGGACGGCUACCCGCCAGCGGGGUACCCGCCGGCCGGCUACCCCCCGCCGGCGCAGGGCUACCCUCCGCAGGGCUACCCGCCGCAGUACGCGCAGCCGCCGCCUCCACAGCAGCAGCAGAGCAGCGGGCCUUCCUUCAUGGAGGGAUGCUUGGCUGCCCUCUGCUGCUGCUGCCUCCUGGACGCCUGCUUCUGAGAGUGAGAGGGGCCGACCGACGGAUUCGACACGGCGACAAGUGAAACUACUAGCUUUCUAUGCGAGGGAGAGAGAGAGAGAGCUGGAACUGGAUUGAGCCUGGAAUGCUAUCGUGCUAUUCUAGCUUUGUCAGAGCAUAAUAUGUCGCCCUAGUUUUUUAUUUCUCUCUGUCAAUGUUGACGGGAUCAGACGGUGUGUGUGUAUUCUGCCUGUGGAUGUUCCGUGUUUCUGGUGGAAUUCAAUCCUGGGAUUUAUUGUGCC
Messenger RNA from Zea mays, 708 nucleotides. RefSeq names its product proline-rich family protein. NCBI's taxonomy places the organism in Eukaryota, Viridiplantae, Streptophyta, Magnoliopsida, Poales, Poaceae. Gene Ontology annotation, cellular component: plasma membrane. The transcript is spliced from 3 exons. The coding region runs from base 193 to 447 and encodes 84 amino acids. The record is from RefSeq and is marked validated.